AUUUCCAAUAAAAAAAUGUGUUUGAACUUUUCAUGAAGAGUAUUUAGUAGCAUAGUUAGCAUUAGUUUCUUAAAUCCUCAAACUAUUAGGAUUUCCUUUGGGGAUUCCAAAACUCAAACCAUAUCAAAAUAAUCACCAUGGUUAAUUUCCCAUCUUUUGUAAACGGAUUGGCAAGAACUAUGUCAAUAAAAAAAGACAAGAAUUUCCAAAAGGAUGAUGCAAGAAAAGCAGUGGAAGAAUUGGCAAAAGAAGCAAGGAAGAAUGAAUUGUUAUUGAGUUCUUCUGGAGUUGUUAAGUCCAACAAAGACAACAGUUUUGUUUCUGUUUUUACACAUAGAGGCCAAAAAGGAGUCAACCAAGAUCGUCUUAUUGUUUGGGAGGAAUUUGGUUGCCAACAAGACAUGAUGUUUUGUGGAGUUUUUGAUGGGCAUGGUCCUUGGGGACACUUUGUAGCUAAAAGGGUGAGGAAAUUAGUUCCAUCUCUUUUGCUAUGCAAUUGGCAACGAAACCUUGCUGCAACAUCAAUUGACUUAGGUUUUAAGGUUGAAGAAAACAAAAAUGUUCAUGGAUUAAACUUAUGGGAACAAUCAUAUUUAAAGACUUUUGCUGCAGUUGACCAAGAUCUAAAGCAUCAUCCUCGAAUUGAUUCUUUUCGAAGUGGCUCAACUGCCUUGACAAUGAUCAAACAGGGUGAAAACCUUAUUAUAUCGAAUGUGGGCGAUUCAAGACUUGUGUUGGCGACCACUUCAGAAGAUGGCACAUUACUUGCACUUCAGCUAACCACUGACUUCAAACCAAAUUUACCAAAGGAGGCAGAGAGGAUAGAAGAAUCGAAAGGACGUGUAUUUUGUAUGAAAGAUGAACCAGGAGUGUACAGAGUUUGGAUGCCAAAUGGUAAAACACCAGGGUUAGCAAUAUCAAGAGCAUUUGGUGACUAUUGUAUGAAAGAGUAUGGUUUAAUCUCUGUGCCAGAAGUGACACAUAGAAAACUUACCACUAGGGAUCAAUUUAUCAUCUUAGCAACUGAUGGGGUUUGGGAUGUUGUAUCAAACCAAGAGGCAGUGAAUAUUGUUUGUGCAUCGGCAGAUAAAGAAAAAGCAAGUGAAAGGGUUGUGAAAUAUGCAAUACGUGAAUGGAAAAGAAAGAGAAGUGGUAUUGCUAUGGAUGAUAUGUCUGUAAUUUGUCUCUUUUUUCAUCACUCUUACCCCUCUCAUCACAUUCAUGCUACUAAACUUGUAGAUUGAGAAGCAAUCCUUUUAUAUAUGACACAGAAUGGGACUUGUAGUAGUAUAAACUACAAACUUGUAUAAAUUAAGAUGUUAUGUAUAUAGAGUAGAGACUACUAUUUAAAAUGUAAGUGAGACUCCUAAA
This is a messenger RNA of Vicia villosa (hairy vetch), 1371 nucleotides long. Its product is annotated as probable protein phosphatase 2C 34. The transcript is spliced from 5 exons. The record is from RefSeq and is a predicted model, not a curated record. Bases 138 to 1244 code for a protein of 368 amino acids. Gene Ontology annotation, molecular function: protein serine/threonine phosphatase activity. NCBI's taxonomy places the organism in Eukaryota, Viridiplantae, Streptophyta, Magnoliopsida, Fabales, Fabaceae. Gene Ontology annotation, biological process: protein dephosphorylation.